AUGCAGUACGUCCGCAAUCUCAGCGACUCGGUUUCGACGGCGUGGAACUCCAUAAACCCGGCCACGCUUAGCGGUGCCAUCGAUGUCAUCGUCGUCGAGCACGAGGACGGCUCCCUCUCCUGCUCUCCCUUCCACGUCGAGUUUCGCAUAAAUGGCGUCAAGCAAGAAUACUCAAUGAAGCUGGGCGAGGGCGGCGAAGCCUUCUUCGUCUUCGAGACUACCGACACCAUCCCAGAGUCCCUGCAAACCUCGCCUCUCGUGUCGCCCGCAAACAGCCCGCCCCUGGAUCCUGCAUCUGAGCUUCAAGAUCCGGAUCCUCUUGAGCUCAAUGACGGCCCGACCAAGUCUCGCAGACCGCCCCCCGCAAUUCUCCAAGGUCGCCCGGAUGAUAAUGGCAUCCUCACUCCCCUCUCAGCCUCUCCCGCGCUUUCGACUGUGCGACCCGUCUCUGACGACUGGUCCUCCGCCAUUAUGCGUCCUCAUAGCGAAGAUGUCCUGAGGCAAUCCGCCAGAGCGCCGUCGCGCGACGACGGUACCUCCGCUGAGGUAGGGAGCACGGAAGAGGCCUCAGAUAGGUCGCAUAGCCCACCUCCGCUGGCUCCCAAGGAAGCCAUCGAGCGUGCCCACGCCCUGUCCAAGGAAUUGUCGGCUGCCAAUAUUCCUACCCAAGUGACGGAAACCGGAGAUCUCAUGCUCGAUAUGACGGGCUUCAAAAGCUGCGAGGAAGACAUGCUCCGAGCCGAGGUUCUCGCCAGGAAGAUGCUCUCGGAGGAACUCGACGGCAGUUAUGACAUCGGCGCCCUCUUUGGCUUCGAUGAGAUGGGGAACCUGUGGAUUUAUAGCAGUGAGGAGGCCAAGCAGGCGGCCAUGAACAAGACGAUAGAUUCGUCGCUCGCCGCCCAUCGACACACCGUUGACGCAGAUGCUGUCUCCGACCCCGGCUACCAGAGCGACGCGAGCGACGUCACGGCCAGCCCUCGAACCCCGGCGCAUCGGCGCUCAGAGUCCGACGCCGGCCCCUCGGGCAUACAGACACCUCCUCGAACACCUCCCGAGUCGGCCCAUGCGCGAUAUCCCGUCAAAAACUACGCCAAAACCCUGAGGCUGACUAGCGACCAGCUCAAGGAACUCGACUUGAAGCCAGGCGAAAACUUGAUGAGCUUCACCGUCAACCGAGCCACCUGCUCCGCCAACAUGUACCUGUGGUUGGAAGAGACGCCGGUGGUCAUUUCGGACAUUGACGGCACCAUUACCAAGUCCGAUGCCUUGGGCCAUGUUUUGAACAUGAUUGGCCGAGACUGGACUCAUUCUGGUGUCGCCAAGCUCUACAGCGACAUUGCCUUGAAUGGCUACAACAUCAUGUACUUGACCUCUCGGUCGGUCGGACAGGCCGAUACCACCAGGGCAUAUCUGAAUGGCAUCGUCCAGGAGGGCUACAAGAUGCCGCAUGGACCUACCAUCCUGUCCCCAGACCGGACUAUGGCGGCCCUGCGCCGAGAGAUCUACUUGCGCAAGCCCCAUAUCUUCAAGAUGGCCACCCUUCGGGACAUCCGUAACCUCUACGGCAAUGAUCGAACCCCCUUCUACGCUGGAUUCGGCAAUCGGUUGACCGAUCAAAUCUCGUACCGGACCGUUGACGUGCCAAGAACCAGAAUAUUCACCAUCAACUCGAAUUCUGAGGUGUCUCUUGAUCUCCUGAGUCUUAACAAGCUCAAGAUGAGCUACGUGAACAUCAACGAAGUCGUGGACCAUUACUUCCCGCCCGUCGGGACCCUGGUCAAGGGUGGCGGCGAGGAGUACACCGACUUCAAGUACUGGCGAAACGACCCUUUGGCACUCGACGAGUUCUCGGCGAGCGACAGCGAAGACCAGGAUAUCCCGGCAGACCUGGCCAGCACAUACUCGGAGGAUGACGACGAGGAGACUGGCGAAGGCCUUGCUGACAGCUACAUCUCGCGGGGGUCACUGGAAGAGGGUGUCGACGAGGAUCAGAUGGCGGAUUCCAUGAUGACUGUUGAUGAGGACGCCGACGACGGCAACGCAGAGGGGGAAUAUGAUGACGGGUACGAAGACGACGACGAGUAUGACGAAGACGACGCGGGGGAUGCCGUUGAGCCCGCGAAGAAGAGGAAGCCUUCGGUGCCGCAUUUCGUGGCGGAAGAUGUCUCGGCCGAGGUCAUCACAGGGUUUUCUCAAAUCGGCGUCGAUUCCCUGGCCGGACAGUCCUCGGGGCGGGUGGAAGAGCCGGUGGAGAUUCGGGCCCUGCCCGAGCCACGACGGUGA
Messenger RNA from Hirsutella rhossiliensis, 2283 nucleotides. RefSeq names its product LNS2 (Lipin/Ned1/Smp2) domain-containing protein. The coding region runs from base 1 to 2283 and encodes 760 amino acids. Lineage: Eukaryota; Fungi; Ascomycota; Sordariomycetes; Hypocreales; Ophiocordycipitaceae. The record is from RefSeq and is a predicted model, not a curated record. Gene Ontology annotation, molecular function: phosphatidate phosphatase activity. Gene Ontology annotation, biological process: fatty acid catabolic process; triglyceride biosynthetic process. The transcript is spliced from 4 exons. Gene Ontology annotation, cellular component: nucleus.